This is a messenger RNA of Lotus japonicus, 348 nucleotides long. RefSeq names its product glycine-rich RNA-binding protein 10-like. Bases 1 to 348 code for a protein of 115 amino acids. The transcript has 2 exons. NCBI's taxonomy places the organism in Eukaryota, Viridiplantae, Streptophyta, Magnoliopsida, Fabales, Fabaceae. The record is from RefSeq and is a predicted model, not a curated record.
AUGGUCGUAGUGGUGAAGGGUGGUGUUGUAGAUGUAGUGGAGGUGGUGGUGGAUGGUGGCGAUAGAAUGAUGGUGGUGCUAUUGGCGAUGGCUCGACAUGAUGGUGGAGGGUCAGGUAGCACUGGUACUGGAGGUCGGUGUUACCUAUUGGCAGUGGUCGCGGUGGUGGUGGUUGUUACCGAUGGUGGUAAUGGUGGAGGCGAUGGAACUGAGGGUUAUGAAGGAAGAGUUGGCGACAAUGACAGUGGUGGUGGUUCCGGAGGCGACAUUGGUGGUGGUGGUGGUAACGGUGGUCGUGGCGGUAGCAACGAUGGUGGCGGUGAACGAUUGUGGUGGAGGUGGUGGUGA